Hyaloscypha bicolor E is the source of this 1185-nucleotide messenger RNA. RefSeq lists its product as uncharacterized. The record is from RefSeq and is a predicted model, not a curated record. The coding region runs from base 1 to 1185 and encodes 394 amino acids. Gene Ontology annotation, molecular function: protein serine/threonine kinase activity. The transcript is spliced from 3 exons. Lineage: Eukaryota; Fungi; Ascomycota; Leotiomycetes; Helotiales; Hyaloscyphaceae. Gene Ontology annotation, biological process: positive regulation of Ras protein signal transduction; protein phosphorylation.
AUGAGCUUCAAAUUCUCUUCUGCACAUUCAAGUCGAAUAAAGAAACCCACCAAGCCACCAGCCUUCAAACGAAACUCGUCAUCGGCCUCUCCCUACUCCUCUCUACCCCGCCGAAAGCCCCUCCAAAGAACAUCAACAAAACCCGAGAAAGCUGACGAUGAAGAUGAGGAUGUCUUCGGCGACCGACUGGAUGAUUUCGGCCUUGUCAAGGCCCUUGCGACCGACUUGACUCUACGAGAUGUGGCCCAAGCAAUAUCGCAUAUACGGGAUAAGAUGUGGAGCAGGAUACCUGAGCAGCGGGCUGGCAUGAACUCUACGCGCAUAGCAGAGGUCUUGAACUUUCGUGCUUCACUACCACCUAUCGUUACGGUCUCACAUGUUCAAGCUUUGCUGAACUCGCCAACUACGGUCGAGAGGGAGAUCGCAGAGCUUAUAAGAGGAGGUGCUAUUCGGAAGGUUGUGGUGGGAGGGAGGGGCAGUCUUGGAGAGGCAUUAAUACUGGUUAGAGACCUGGACAACAUAGUAGAGAGGAGUGCUUUGGAGCAGGAAGUCAAGGAAAAGUUCAUAGCUCUUUUGCACGAAUAUCCUACGGCGUUGAAGCUGCCAAGAUCUCAGCUUUCCGAAGACGAUGCCAAAAUGCUGAUGCAUGCAGGCUUCCUUACAUCUUCGACGUCGGCGUGGACAGCCACAGAUGUCUUCUCAAGGCCCGGAGAUGGCUCGCGGGGUACAGCUACGUCCUUGAACAGUAUCUCGAAGGCGGCAUCUGGUUCCUUGGCUGCUGUCGGGGGAGAAGGAGCUGUCCAUGCUGCUGGAGGGAGUGGAGGAGGGACAAGACUCCCAUCAACAGGAGAUUACUCUCUCGCCCUUCCAACAACGGGACCAUUCCUCAAACUGUUGGCAAAUGCUCGUGCGCAUCUGCUCUCCUUGCUGGGGAAGUCUAAAUACCAAGAAGCACCUGAGUCCUUGCUUCGACAACGCUGGGACGGCGGGAUCGAAACAGAUGACGCAGCAAGUACGGCGAGGCGGAUUCGAGGCGAAUUCGCAGGUGUGCUUCCAGGCCGCACGAGAAAAUGGAAUCAGUUUUAUGGAAUCACCUUUGAAUGGAUCCUAGAAGAGUGUGCCGGCGCAGGUCUUCUUGAACUUUUUGAUACCGGCAGUAUUGGUAGAGGCGUUCGUGCAUUGUAA